Monopterus albus (swamp eel) is the source of this 990-nucleotide messenger RNA. Its product is annotated as inositol monophosphatase 1-like. The transcript is spliced from 9 exons. Bases 120 to 965 code for a protein of 281 amino acids. Lineage: Eukaryota; Metazoa; Chordata; Actinopteri; Synbranchiformes; Synbranchidae. Gene Ontology annotation, molecular function: inositol monophosphate 1-phosphatase activity. The record is from RefSeq and is a predicted model, not a curated record. Gene Ontology annotation, biological process: inositol metabolic process; signal transduction; phosphatidylinositol phosphate biosynthetic process.
UAGCUUCCCGGAGUGACAUGCAGGAAGCAACUGCGCGCUGCAUCUGAAGAAGAAACACGGAAGUGCGCGGAGCCGCGAAUCUGCUUCGGGCUGAGCUCGGAAGGGGCUGCUCCUCCAACAUGGCCGACCUCUGGCAGAAAGCCAUGGAUCAUGCUGUCACCAUCGCACGGAGGGCUGGAGAGGUGGUGCGUGAGGCUCUGUGUGAUGACAGGAAGGUGAUGACAAAGAGUUCCUCGGUCGACUUGGUGACACAAACUGACCAGAAGGUGGAGCAACUCAUCAUCCAAUCAGUGAAGGAGAAAUUCCCCACACACAGGUUCAUAGGGGAGGAGUCAGUGGCUGCAGGUGAAGCUUGUGACCUCACAGACACUCCCACCUGGAUCAUUGAUCCCAUCGAUGGGACCACCAACUUUGUUCAUGCAUUUCCUUUUGUUGCCGUUUCCAUUGGAUUCUCUGUCAACAAACAGAUGGAGUUUGGGGUGGUCUACAGCUGUCUUGAAGAUAAGAUGUUCACAGCAAGGAGGGGCAAAGGAGCAUUUUGUAACGGAGAGCCGCUACAGGUGUCUGAUCAGCAGGACAUCAACCAGUCAAUCAUUGCCACAGAGUUUGGAUUCCACAGAGAUCCCGAAACUGUCGACAAAAUCUUCUCCAGUCUGAGAAACAUCCUCUGCAUCCCCGUACAUGGAGUGCGCAGUGCAGGAAGUGCAGCAAUUAACAUGUGUCUCGUGGCAUCCGGCUGUGUCGACGCAUAUUAUGAGAUCGGGAUCCACAUUUGGGACAUUGCUGCUGGCUCACUGAUAGUCUCCGAAGCCGGAGGAGUCCUGAUGGACGUGGAGGGAGGUGUGGUGGACCUGUUGUCCCGCAGAAUCGUCGCUGCCAACAGCAGAACCAUUGCUGAGAGGGUCGUUAAAGAAAUCAGCUCCUUCGGUCUGCCCAGAGAUGACGCUCUACCACCGAGCCAGUGAAGACCUGCAGUGCAUUGUGGGUUAA